This is a messenger RNA of Verruconis gallopava, 1777 nucleotides long. RefSeq lists its product as uncharacterized. Bases 70 to 1701 code for a protein of 543 amino acids. The transcript is spliced from 3 exons. The record is from RefSeq and is a predicted model, not a curated record. Lineage: Eukaryota; Fungi; Ascomycota; Dothideomycetes; Venturiales; Sympoventuriaceae.
ACGCAAUUUGUUGAUUUAUCAACGUAACCAAGGAUAAGAUAUUCAACAGCCCCAAUAAAUAUUCGCAAGAUGCAGUAUACAGGCGUCGCCAUGACCUCCAUGAAGUUUGGAAAUCUUCAUCCUCUUCCUGACUUAAGCGUUUCGAAAGAUUUCUUCAACCGGAAACCCUUCAUUUGUCGCAGCUGGAGCAGAAGAGAGCAAAAGCUCCAAGCCCCAAGGGUCGCUGACGAACUUGAGCAUAAGAUUGUUCAACCCUUCUCCGCAGAAUUCCAUCAGGUGCUAGAGAAAGAGCGCGCAAAUAGCACAGGGUUCCAUGAUCUCAAUCUGCUUGAAUUGAUUUAUCAAAUCAGCCUGGAGGCUGCUGGUGAGAUUCUAAUUGCUGCUACUAAGAAUGGCAAUGUGAGGAAUCAGGAGUUCGAGUACCACUCCUCUCGCGCAGGUCGCGAUGACCAUUUAGCACCCUGGGGCAAGCUCCUCACCGGUUUGGUUUGCGACCCUCCCAUCAUUUCUAUAUUUCCCUUCUAUCUCAUGAUGUGUCAGUCUUUUGGCUUAGAGACACUUACGGCACAAGAGAAUUAUGUUUACGCCACUCUCACAGGUGUCGACUGGCUCAAAGGGAAAACCAAAUGGAGUGAACGGUUUGCAACUUUUGAGCAAAAUGCUCGCGCUGCUGUCCCUCGUCUUGAGGAUAAACACUCGGGAAAAGAUCGGUCUUUCUGGCGCGUUGCUCUUGCUUACCUUCAGGCCGUGAACAACACCGAACAUGCCAGAGAGUUCACUGCACCUCACCAUUCAUAUAUCGUCACCAACAUGAAUCCCGACAUCCUGAUAGCUGUCCGUGGCUUUGACACAAUCGGGUGUGCCUAUAUGUGUAGUGAUGGUGCAACUUAUCUUGACGGCCCUGGAAUGGAUUCCCUUAUCGGAUCCGCAGUACCAAACGACGUCAUGGAUUUUCACACCGAUAUACUGACGGGAGAGACUCGCAAUCUGCUCCGCCUAUUAUACCCCAAUGGUCAGAAUAUCGAAAAUUCGAUUGCAACAAUGUCUACGGUUCUCUCUGGCAUGUUAUGUGAGCUCUUCCGCGGCCACAAGCGCGCUCGAUUCGGCGGUCGAGAGGAUGGCCGCAUCGCCGCCACAUCUCCACCGUACAGUUUCUGUCGUGCCCGACACCGAAAGAUCUUCGAGAUCUUGGAAGCAUACAUUGCGAAUUAUCCCAAGUUUUGGGACUGGACAUGGCAAAUUUACGAUCAAGCAAAGGAUCAGAUUACUGAAGCUGGUCUUGACGAACCCCUCGUCAAUGCGCUCAAGAGAGCUAUCAAUCAGACAGCACUCUCCGAUUCGAAGCGCAACAAUUUCUUUAGAGAGUACUUCGAAAUAAUUGAAAAGCGCGAAGGACAGCCGCAGGGGAAACAGAAUCUGGGUGUUCAAGGCGAGCUCGGAAAGAUCGUCCAUGAGAUCAACUCUCUGUGGCACGCCCAGCUCCUGUCCAGUGACAAGAAGCCUGGCUGGGGACAUGAUUUUGACGAGAGGUCUGAUGCUCUCCUCGGACGGGCGGGUGAGAUCCUUACCUCCAAGAAUGGCAUCGACAAGCUGUACCGAUUUUCAAUCGCUUACGGUCGCUUAAGCAUGGCCUUGCCAUAUAUUGCAUACCACACAGUCGGUGCUAUUAUUCUAACGUUUGGGGUGGUUCCGUUGCAGUAGGAGUAUAUGGUGAAGUAAUAGGAUAUAUCUGGGCGCAUCUAACUAUCUCAAUUCACAUUGCCAAGUCAAAACAAAA